Molecule: messenger RNA, 2034 nt
Organism: Yamadazyma jaroonii
Lineage: Eukaryota; Fungi; Ascomycota; Pichiomycetes; Serinales; Debaryomycetaceae
Source: the annotation of a GenBank genome assembly
AUGAUAAGACUUACAAGAUUUCAACAGGUUUUAGCCUUGUUGAUUGUAAUACUUAUAGCUUUCAAUGGAACAAUUAUGUAUCAAACCUCGAAUAGGAGGCCAUCAUUACCAGCCAUUAAAUCUUCUGUCAAAUCUAUUGAAGAUUUGUCUAAUGAUGAAAUCGCUGAUUCUAUGACUUCCAAUGAUGGAUUUGUCGGUAGGAAAGCUAAAUUAUUAAGAGAAGCUAUUCAACAGAUUAAAGAAGAACAUCAAGAUAGUGUUAUUGCACAGAUGAAGAAAGAUUUGCUUGACAAGAAUGAAAAGAUUUGGACUAAAGAAAUCAAAGAGUCGUUGGUGGAUGAGUACACCAAAUCAAUUUUCAGACAAGAUGAUAUAUCUCAUGCUUUGAUGGAGGAUUUGAAGUUACAAUAUCUCAAAGCUAACGAGAAUGUUUUAAAGUCUUAUAUUUCCAAAGACAUUUUCGAUUCACUUCGGGAACUUCCUGAUUUCAAGGAUCAUAUCAAUGAAGAAGUAAUAGAUUAUGUGGUGAGCCAGGUGAAUAUUGGUCGUGAUACCAAUUUCUUUUCCUAUAUUAAGGAAGAAGUAUUGAAUAAGUUCAAUCCUAGAAUAACGUUGUCAGGUCAAGAAAUCGGUAGUUCGUUUGGUACUUUCAGUAUUAGGGAACCAAAACUUCUCACUAGAAAUAACUUACUUACUCUCAAGGUAAAUUUGGAUGAAGAGAAAUUCAAAACUGUCCAGUCACAGCACGAUCAAGUGGUGAAACUUUUGAAUAAUUACAAGUUUGUCGAUAAUUUUUAUAGUGGUCAAGGGAUAGUUAUCAAUGCUAAUGAUGAAUCUUUAGGUGCCGCAUUACUUAAUGUUAUUCAAAUUCGUGAUUUGGGGUCAACUUUACCCGUUGAAAUCAUUGUUAAUGAUGAUACCUCCAAUCAUUUAUGUAAACAAAUUUUCCCCAAGUAUAAUGCGGUUUGUAAGUCGAUUAACUCGUUGAUAAAGACUGAAGAUUACCCCAAAAAUCCUUUUUUCAUGAAAGUUUUGGGUAUAAUUGUUUCUUCAUUCGAUACAGUCAUUGCUCUUGACUCAGAUAAUAUUCCAGUUAAAAAUGUUGAUGAUUUGCUCUAUGCCAGAGAUUUUUUGACUACCGAAUUCGUUAUUUGGAGUGAUAUCUGGCACAAAACUACUUCACCCUUGUAUUAUGAUAUUGCUAGGUAUGAUGUAGGAGAGCUUGUUAGAAGAGAUGGAAUUGGUAACGAUAAAUCUUUCCAGGAUUAUUUGAGUGAUCCUGAAGGUGGCAAUUUCCACGACAAAGAUGGUGUUCCCUCAGCUAGAACAUCGGAAUCGGGACAAUUAUUAGUCACCAAAUCCAAACACAUCAGAUCUUUAAUUUUAGCUUUGUAUUAUAACCUUUAUGGUCCCGAUUUAUACUACCAUUUAUUAUACCAAGGGGGUCCAGGUAAAGGUGAUAAGGAAACUUUCAUACCUGCUUUGGAAGUGUUUGACGAACCAUACCAUCUUGUUGAAACGGUUCCUGAGUUAAUGGGCUUCAAAUCAGGACCAAAUGCCGAUGGUGAAUUUGUUGAAACUACUUUGGUUCAAUACCACCCAACAGAAUCCAAGUUCUAUCAAAGAGAUUGGAAGAGUUUCUUACUGGAGAAGAAGAAAGAUACUAGGUUAUCGAUGUCUAUGAAAGACAAGUUCACCAAAGAUCUCUUCGAACAGUUCAAAAAGAAAAAAACGAGCCCUCCAACCCCUUUCUUCUUACACAUUCAUCAACCUAAACUCAACCCCUUCCAGGGAGAAAGAGAACUCAAACGUAAUUUGGGUAAACAUAAUGAUUACAAAUCAAUUGUAGGUGAUGAUGAUUGGGAAUUAAAAUUCAAUUCUAUUUCCAGGUUCAUAGUAUGUGAUUUGGUCACUAACGAGGAAUUCUGGACUAAAUUAGGGAAAUCUCAGAAAGAUGUAUGUGAAAAUAGCAAAAAGCUUGUUGAAUAUUUAGAGAAUACUUCAAGUAAAAAGGAUAUGGGAUAUCAUCCAUAA